Messenger RNA from Xiphophorus hellerii (green swordtail), 1958 nucleotides. Its product is annotated as olfactory receptor 11A1-like. The record is from RefSeq and is a predicted model, not a curated record. Gene Ontology annotation, biological process: detection of chemical stimulus involved in sensory perception of smell; G protein-coupled receptor signaling pathway. Bases 278 to 1216 code for a protein of 312 amino acids. The transcript has a single exon. Lineage: Eukaryota; Metazoa; Chordata; Actinopteri; Cyprinodontiformes; Poeciliidae. Gene Ontology annotation, cellular component: membrane. Gene Ontology annotation, molecular function: olfactory receptor activity; odorant binding; G protein-coupled receptor activity.
GGAAGGAAGGUGUUGGUCUCUGUGUGCUAAUGAAUCUCCAUUGUCAAACGAACUUCAACUGCAGAAGAUGCUGUAGAUGUUGGCUCCUUUUUCCAGAUACCAUUGACUCAAACCUUCAGCCUGAUCAUGACUGAAUGAUUGAAAAUCCUCACAGAUUGUUGUCAGUAUUAUUACAGUGUCCAACAUGUAGGAUGGAGUUUGUGGUUAAAUUCAGUUUCUUUCACUAAAGGAAACUUUUAACAUUAUAAUCAAACUAUUGGGAAUGUGAAACCUUAUAAUGACAAACUCUUCACAGGUUUUAUUCUUCUUCCUGACUGCUUAUAUUGACUCUGGGGUUCUGGCGUAUUUAUAUUUCACUGCUGUUUUGCUUUUGUAUAUUUUAAUCAUCGUUUCCAACGUCCUGCUGAUCGCGGUGAUCUGUGUGAACCGGAGCUUACAUGAACCCAUGUACAUGUUCCUCUGCAGCCUGUUUGUGAACGAACUGUACGGCAGCUCAGGCUUGUUUCCCUUCCUGCUGGUUCAGAUCCUCUCUCAUCUUCACUCAGUUGCUGCUCCGUUCUGCUUGCUUCAGGUUUUUAUCGUCCAUUCGUACGGGGCUGUUGAAUUUCUAAACCUAGCUGUCAUGUCGUAUGACCGCUACCUCGCUAUCUGCUACCCUCUGCAGUACAACACCAGGAUGACACCAACCAAGAUCGCAGCGCUCAUCGCUGUGAGCUGGCUGUAUCCGUUUGUGGCGAUGUCCUUCAUGAUGUCUCUGGUGCCAGUGAAGCUGUGUAGGAACCAGAUUAACAAAGUCUACUGUGACAUGCACUCUCUGGUCAAACUGGCCUGUUCAGAUGCAGCAUUAACCAACAUUUAUGGACUUUUUGCUACGUUCAGCACCAUCUUCAUCUCUUUGCUCCUGAUCCUCUACAGCUACAUCAAGAUCCUGGCUGUGUGUUUCUCUGGGUCCAAACAGACCCGUCAGAAGGCUGUGAACACCUGCACACCUCACCUGGCCUCCAUCUUAAACUUUUCCUGUGGUGGAAGUUUUGAGAUUUCCCAGAGCAGAUUUGAUAUGAGUUUUCUGCCAAAUGUUCUGCGGAUUUUUCUGUCGCUUUACUUCCUGACUGCCCAGCCUCUUUUUAACCCGCUGAUGUACGGCCUGAAGAUGUCAAAAAUCAGAAAUAUUUGUAAAAGUCUAAUUAUGAAUUCUGAAUAUUUUAAAAAAGCAUAAUACAUAAGAAUAAAAGUAAUGUUUUUAGUGCCUGAUGUUCACAUUUAUAUCAAAUCCAAGAUUUUAUUGGUUCCAUAUAUAUGGCUUCCAACUCCAGAGGAUUUUUAAAACAUCUUUAAAAAGAUUUCAUUAAACCAUUUUUUUCCUCUAACAUGUCUUAAGCACAAAAAGACAGGAAAGCAUUUUAGAAAGAUUCCCAGAAGAAAGUCUGAUAAUUUUAGUAUAAUGUAAAACCAACUGAAAGGCGGUUUUUAGUUUUUAGAAAAGCUGCAUCUAUAACUUUUAAAUUAAAUCCAAUGUCUAUCAAAAUGGUGCAAAAGUGGAGAAAAAUAUGAGAAUAAAGAAUUUCUUCCUGCAUAAAUGUGAGUUUCACCUGGCUGCUCUCUAACAUCUUUAGAUCAACUAUAAUGAUUUAUUUUUUUGUUUGUUUUUGCAGAUUCUUCUCAGAAAGUUAUUGUAGAGAAAUUUAUUGUUUAUAAUUUGUAUUUGUUCUGGUAAAUAUAGAGAAGUCAUGCAUAAAGCUGUCAGAUAGCGUAAACAUGCACAGAGGUGGAUCUGGUCAUCUAACAAACUGGAUCUGGGUUUGGUCCAAAGAUUUACACUGAGGGUAACCAAAAAAGGCAAGAUACGCAUCCCUGACUCUGUUUAUAGUUUACAGUUUAUGCUGAGGUAAGAACCAAACAUCAGAAACUGUGUGCUGUGUGUCUGCAUGAAGAGAGACUGACUUGAUAGUUUAUUGGAG